Messenger RNA from Penicillium mononematosum, 6150 nucleotides. RefSeq names its product anaphase promoting complex subunit 1. The transcript is spliced from 2 exons. Gene Ontology annotation, biological process: protein K11-linked ubiquitination; anaphase-promoting complex-dependent catabolic process; metaphase/anaphase transition of mitotic cell cycle. The coding region runs from base 1 to 6150 and encodes 2049 amino acids. Lineage: Eukaryota; Fungi; Ascomycota; Eurotiomycetes; Eurotiales; Aspergillaceae. Gene Ontology annotation, cellular component: anaphase-promoting complex. The record is from RefSeq and is a predicted model, not a curated record. Gene Ontology annotation, molecular function: molecular adaptor activity.
AUGGCGUCAGUUCGCUCUUUGGGCGUUCACGAACCCUCGGCCGUCUCCUAUCUAGUCGCAGAGGGAGUCCUCCCCCCUGAGCCCUCGGAAGACCAUUAUAAUUGGACGCUAUGCGUCGACGAGAGCGGAUUGACUGGCCCUGUGGACGAUGAGUUAGUAUGGACGAAACACUGUGUUGUAUGGUCCCGCGCAGGGAUGGUGAAGCGAGUAUUUCGAAUGGACCCUGAGAAAGAAGAGAUUCGGCAUGCUCUUUUCACUCGCUUUGCAGCGGAAGACAAGACACACUCUAAAACCACGCCUCCGAGUCGACCUGAAGCAGCUACUGGCACGCAGAAACAAAAGCGGACUGAACCCUUCUCAACAUUGGAUCUACAUGGAGAUGCACGAGUGGCGGUUGUAGCUCCCCAGCACUCUAAUGAGGCUCUUUCCAGGGCUUUGGUGGUAGUCCUCAAAUCGCAAGCUCACAUAUUCUUCGUCGCGGGCAAUAGCCAUACAAUUCCCCUUCCAUUUGAGGUUGACUCCGUCUUUGCUACGCCUCGAGGUCUUAUUUUCCAAAGGAAGGUCCAGGAUGAAAAUGGUGGCAGUCAGCAACCAGCUGCGCCGCCGAAUUCCUUCAUGUCUGCUUCGCUAUUCGACCCCGGUGCCUCUCAGUCAUUUUCUCUCAGCAAAAGCAAGCGUCCAUCGACGAAAUCAUCAUCUGCUGGAGGUCCUUCGUGGGUGCCAAAUGCUGGCUCAAUCACCAACCUACCCCGGGUUUUCUCUCUCAUUAAUCCUCAUUCCGAGAUGGGUCUGGUUGUGACAUCGCAAACUUCCCGCUGGCUUCAGAGCAGCGUUAAUAGCACCAGAGGAAGGCCAUCUGGACUAGAGGUAUUGGAUCAUGUGGAUGAGAUUGUGUAUAUCUCCCCAAAAGACGAACUCUCGGAUACCAACAGACAAAACAGCGGACCUUUGAUCCUAGUGGUUACCAUCAACACAACUACAGGUAUCUACACGAUUUGGACUGCGCGCUACAAAGACGAUGAAUCAGGAAGCUCAAUGAAAGACAAAGCCAGACGGGAGACAGGUGGUACCCGGUCAGUAAGGCGAAGCUCGCAUUUCGGGAUGGCGACUGGCGCGACAACACCGGCCGCUCGCUCUGGAGCAACCCGAGAGAGCUUUGGGCCUCGGACCGACAACUGGCCUUCCACUCAGGUAUCUGAAGGGAAGACUGAUGCUGAAGACGACUUGGCUUCGAGAGUAGCCCAAGAGUUCGGAGAUGUCGGUGUUCCCCUCAAAACAUCAAGGCGAGUCAGCUCACUUCUCGCCCGAACAGACCUUGCAACUAGCCAGGACCGUAUCACUUUUUCGGACCUGGCUACUGGCAGUCAGUCCAGCACCAUGCCUCAUGGUACUGGGUUCAGGCAGUCUAUCGGAGGAGCAAGCACUCGCGGAAGCUUUGGUUUUAACCCUCGAGGCUCUCUACCUCCAGGCACAGGGUCUAUUUACAGCACUGCGGGCAGCUUUCUGGAUGCCCCAGUGGACAAGCUACUCGAAGAGCUCAACAACGACAGUCUAUCUUCCGGGUUCGAGAACAUUGCCCUACGCGAAUCGACAUCCGGACUCCCGGAGGAACUUAUAUUAACCAAGAUUGAAACUUCCAAAAAAGAGGCGGCAUCCCGCCGCUUGAAGGUUUCUACAUUGGCAUCCACCGAGUUUGGAAGCGCCCACAAAGGCAAUACUUCCCUGGCAGUAUACAUCGUGGACCAAGAGGCACAGAAAUUAACUAUUGUGAAUCUGAGGGCUGACCGAGAGCCAACCUCCAAGUACCGGAAGAAAAGGUCCAAGUCCGCCGAGCAGCGUCCGUUACUCGUGCGUGCGGUAAGGAUCCAAAAUGUCUCAAAUGUCUUGGAUGCUUGCAGAAUCUCCGAUGGGGACCUUUCUCGAAUACUCUCGUUAAGUGAAACGGAAAGCGGACACCGCGAACUAUCAUUGCAAACGCUGUGGGGUAGUCCCGUCAAAGUUGAGAUUCCUGUGCCACUGCAGCUGUAUGAACCGGAUGGCAUCUCUGCCAACAAACUCGAGAGUCGUCCAAGAGAAAGUGGUGUCAACCGAGUCAUGGCAGAUCCCGACCUCGUCUUCAACAAGUUUGAUCAUGGGUGCUCUCGAGGGAAGAUCGACCUUGUGGACACCCAUAAACAACGCCACAGACUCCAAAUCCGAAUGGAGCCUCGCAACGAACUGGUGAAGAAAAUACUCAAGAUCUGCAAAUUUGCCUUGCGCGAGUCCGAGAAAGCGGGCGAUGGCAUCAUGGUGGCAUGGUGGGAGGUCAUGAAAUGGCUUCGAGGCAAGGAGGAAAACAACAUUGAGUGGACCGCCAUGACAGUCGUCUUGUUAAGUCUAGCAGCCCCAUUCGUCUCCCCUCCGCAAACGCAGAUUCCCAAGCGAGCGCGUCGCAAGAAGGGUCUACUGAGAUCGAGCAGUGGAGGGCACUUGGAUCUGGAAAGCUGGGAGUCCAUGCUGGACCUGGAGUCUGGCUCAUCUGGUGUCGUAGCUCCGUGGAUGAUGGACAGUUCCUGGGGCUGGAUCGUCGAACAAGACGCAAUUGAGGGUCUUGCAUCAGGAGAUGCACCCAAAGGUGGCAAUGCAAGUCGAUCUACAUAUCGCCAGAAUUCAUACUUGAUCCGGUGCAUCGCUCUCAGUCGUGAAUUUCUCCAAAGUCCCGAAGGCCUCAGGGCUGCUGGCCGCGACGGCUACCUCCCUAUCUCUGAAGCGUUCUCAGAGAACACAAGAUGUACCGCAUUGUGCAGUGUUCUCGUGGCCUUGCAUCUAUUGCGGGAGGAACAGAAGCUCUCCACCUGCGACUCGGAUGAGUCCCAAAGACCUCUUGGUUUGCUUGCUCCUGUCAUCGCACAAUUGGGCGGCUGGCUAGGAUGGGAAUCCUGGAAAUGGACCGAGGAUGCCUAUUAUGGCACCGAAAUGGCCAGUAUGGAGCGCUGGCAGUUUGAGGAUAACACCCAUAUCGCUGGGCUACAGGUUCCCGCGGAACCCUUCCCGCCUCCAUCCAUCUUCGAGUUUCUCAUGGGUGCUGCUGCUCAUCGGAGCCCUACACCGUUUGUUUCUCUCCUUGAUAUUGUGAAUGCAUCCGAGCGAACACCCAGGAAAGGGCGAAUGUGGCGUGAAUGUUUCAGCAUCACACCAAGAACGUGUGCGCUGAAUGGCUUCUUCGCCGAGGUUCACAGUGUGUCGACACCCUUGGACAAGAUCAAGCUUUUGCAGCGCUGGGGGUUCACGAAGAGCGUCAUUGAUAGCUUCCCAGAAGGCGUCAGCGCACCGCUCUAUGAAGCCGUUAUGCAAUGUCAGAUUGAGGCUUCCACAUCCUGGAACGCGUCACUCCUAGAGCUGAUUGACAGAGAAGACCUUUACAUGUCGAUGAACCCGGCUCAAACCAAUUCAUUGGCGGCACCACAGCAGCCUAACCAUAAUGCCAUCCGAGAUUUCCAUUAUAUCAGCAGCUCAGCAUUGGAUAUUGAUGCCAUCAACGCCUUUGAGGCGUCUGCAGAGGCUGACCGAUACUCAGUCACCAGGCUGAUAUUCCGAGAGGAUAAGCGAUUUAUGGAAGCAGCUAAACUACUAAAUCAGUCCAAAGCACCGGUGGCAGAGUGUAUAGCCGAACCUGGCUGGAGUGAGUCGGACUUGUUAGAGGCGCAAAAAGAAAUCGUGCAGCUCGUGACAGUCCGGACGCUGUCUACUCCAGCGGGUCGUGCAAUGCUCACUUUUAGUGGCCGAUUGCCUCUAUUGACUGAGAAACUGCCGAUCCCUUCAUUUUCCCUGCAGUGCGUCAUGAAGCCGGACAAUGUGACGGUCAGCGCGGAUAGAUCUGCGUUCUCAGAAGAAAAGGUCUGCUGGGCCUUCUUCCACAACGGAGUAUCAACGGGUCUGGCAAUCUCCAAGGCUUCGAAGGGCAUUGACACAUCGUGGAUCUUGUUCAACAAACCACAGGAUCUUACCAACCGGCAUGCCGGGUUUUUGUUGGCUCUGGGUCUGAAUGGCCAUCUUAAAUCGUUGGCCAAGUGGGUUGCUUUCAAAUACCUCACUCCCAAGCAUACCAUGACAUCAAUUGGUCUCCUGCUUGGCCUCUCUGCGUCGUACAUGGGCACAAUGGAUACUCUAAUCACACGCUUGCUUUCGGUACAUGUUACGAGAAUGCUUCCACUUGGAGCAGCUGAGUUGAACCUGUCACCGUUGACUCAGACAGCUGGAAUUAUGGGCAUCGGCUUACUUUAUUGUGGCUCUCAGCAUCGUCGUAUGAGCGAGGUCAUGCUCUCGGAAAUCGAAAACAGUGAGCAGGAUGAGCAAGCUGCUGCCACCGGAGAGGAACUCCGCGACGAAGGAUAUCGUCUGGCCGCAGGCUUUGCCCUUGGUUUCAUUAACCUUGGCAAAGGCGAUGAUUUGCGGGGCAUGCGCGAUAUGCACAUUGUUGAACGGCUAUUGUCAAUCGCGGUGGGCACCAAGACCGUCGAAAUCGCCCAUGUACUAGACCGUGCCACAGCUGGCGCGACCAUUGCCCUCAUGAUAAUCUUCAUGAAGACCAACGACUCGGUACUAGCCAAGAAGAUUGAUAUCCCCGAUACCACUGUUCGCUUCGACUACGUGAGGCCGGAUCUGUUCCUGUUGCGAACAUUGGCACGACACUUAAUCAUGUGGGAUAGUAUCAAACCUACUGCUGAGUGGAUCAGCCAGAGCCUGCCCGAAGUCUACCGGGGAAGAUCGCGACUCACGGAUGUGCACCGGCUGCGCAGCGAAGAUAUGCCAUUCUUCAAUAUUAUUGCAGGCCUCUGCUUUGCCGUCGGUCUCCGCCAUGCUGGGUCGGGAGAAACAGAGGCCCGAGAUCUGUUGCUGUUCUAUCCAGACCAGCUUAUCCGCAUCUCACGGCUACCUGUGCGAUGCUACGAUGCUAGACUCGCCCGCAACUCGGUCCGGAACUGUCAAGAUGUGGUGGCCCUAUCUGCCGCGGCGGUCAUGGCUGGCACGGGUGAUCUAGCUCUGUUCCGGCGCCUGCGCUCGCUCCAUGGUCGAAUCGACACUGAUACACCAUAUGGCAGUCACAUGGCAGCACACAUGGCUAUCGGAGUACUCUUCCUUGGAGGAGGCAGCUACACACUUGGCACAUCCAACCGCGAUGUGACCGCGCUCAUCUGUGCAUUCUACCCGAUCUUCCCAACAACUGUCCUUGAUAACAAGUGUCACCUCCAAGCCUUCCGCCAUCUCUGGGUUCUCGCCGCUGAGCCACGAUGUCUCGUCCCUCGUGAUCUUGAUACCCGCCGCCCAAUCUCGAUCCCCAUUACCAUAACAUCUCAUGACGAGACCACCCGCACCGUCAGCGCCCCCUGUCUACUGCCAGAUCCUAGCAGCAUUGCCCGUGUUGAGAUUCGCGGACCAGACCACUGGCCCCUCGUUCUAGAUUUCAGCCAGAACGAUGCCCUACGCGAGAAAUUCCUCCGUGGCGACCCAUCCGUCUACCUUCGCCGCAAGGCAACCUAUAGCCCAAGCUCCUCAACCUCCGUCUUCGCCUCCACCCUGACCGGCCUCAGUGAAGCCCAAGACAUCCUCCCAGCAACCACCGGUCCCUUCUCAAACCCAGCCAAGGGCCUCCCACCCUCGGCAUGGCCAACCCGCACGGCCCUACUCACUGGCAAGCCAUCUGCAGCGAUGACUCCAUCUCAAAACCCCUGGGACUGGGUCUUCCAACUCCCCUCCUUACAAGACCUCGACAUCCGAGAGCGCUCCCUCGUCCUCCCAUCUUCCUUCCCGAUGCGCUCCGCGCGCAUCACCACCGAUCUUGUCUCUGUACCGCCCUGGCUACGUACCUCAGCGGUCGAUGCGAGACUCGCUCUGUCGCAUACCGUGCGCAACAUUGUGCAAUCCGCACGCGGCCGUGGCGCUGAUCCGGACCAAAUUCGUGAUCGAAUCUGGCAGCUUCGUCUGCUGUUUGAUUGGCUGGACCGUACUCAGCCUGGCGAUGAACGGGACCAUAUUUCCAGUAGAGGGCUAUUAUCACCGGCGCAGGGUCAGCCAUCUGGGCUGUGGUUACGGAGAGACUUCGUUGAGGAAGCUAAGUGGCAGGUUUGGGGUGUGCAGGUUGGAGAUCUUGAGGGAGAGAAUCAGAUAUAA